AUGGUUGAAGCAAUGCAUGAGAUAAAAUAUACUGCUAAAAUCAAAGGCUACAGCUUCACCAUUAUACGUUGGAUACAAACCAAAAAACAGGAAUCAAAGUCAUAUGCACAAGUUAACAAGAAUCUAUCUCACAAUACUCAACAACAGGCUGGGCAAUAUAAAAGUUUAUUCAAUUAUAGUGUAGUGAGGGCAGAAUUUACACUUAUAGGAUCAUUUACUUGA
This is a messenger RNA of Cetraspora pellucida, 222 nucleotides long. Lineage: Eukaryota; Fungi; Glomeromycota; Glomeromycetes; Diversisporales; Gigasporaceae. The record is from the annotation of a GenBank genome assembly.